UUGUAAGAAAAGAAAUGAAUAUGAAUGAGUAUAAGAUUUAUGAUGGUGUCUGUCUCUGUCACUUUCAGAACUGAGAAGUCAUCACCCGUUCGUUUCGUUUCCUCUCCCUUCCUUCUUCCCAAGGGUGAAUCUGAAAUUGACUGCUGCAUAUCGAUUGGGGGACUGGUGGGUUGUUGGAUUAAAUGUAGCUUCACUUGGCCAUAGCAUCCACUAUAAGAUUUUCUGAUCUGGAUCUUUGAUGGACUGCAAUAAAGAAGAGGCCUUAAGGGCCAAGGACAUUGCUGAAAAGAAGAUGGAAAACAGGGAUUUUGUGGGGGCUCGCAAAAUUGCUCUAAAGGCUCAGCAGCUGUACCCUGAUCUGGAAAAUAUAGCUCAAAUGCUUGUUGUUUGUGAUGUGCACUGCUCUUCUGAGCAGAAAUUAUUUGGUAAUGAGAUGGAUUGGUAUGAAAUUCUUCAGGUCGAACAGACAGCUGGUGAUGCAAUAAUUAAGAAGCAAUAUAGGAAGUUCGCUCUCCAACUUCAUCCUGACAAAAACAACUUUGCUGGUGCAGAAUCUGCAUUCAAGUUGAUUGGGGAAGCUCAAAGAGUGCUUUUGGACAGAGAAAAACGUUCUCUUUUUGACAUGAAGCGUAGAGUUCCAACGAACAAACCUGCUAUGUCACGUUUUAAUUCUACAGUGAAGAACAAUGUUAGACCCAACUCGUCAUGCUCAAAUUCUCAGCAGCAGCAGCAAUCUAGGCAGCCAGCACAGCAGCAGCAAAAUGGUGACCGCCCUACUUUUUGGACGGUCUGCCCGUUUUGUUCUGUUAGGUAUCAAUAUUACAAAGAAAUUUUAAAUAAAUCUCUUCGCUGUCAAAAUUGCAAAAGGCCCUUUGUUGCAUAUGAAGUGAAUGUACAAGGUACAUCAUCACCAGCAACUAAUUCAACUCAGCAAGCUUCUGACCAGCAGAAAGAUGGUUUGAAUCAUGGUGCUUUCAAGAUGGGUGCAGGAUCUCAAGGCAAUUCGCAGGCUGAGAAGUCCAAUAUGGGGCCUUAUGAUAAAAAAAGACCUAGUAAUGUCUCUGGAAAACCAAAUGGAAAGAGGAAGAGGAAGCAGGUGGCAGAAUCCAGUGAAGGUUCUGAUACUAUGAGCAGCAAUGAUUCUGAAGAAGAUAUAGUUGCUGGCAAGGAUGGUAAUUCUAGUGUAGAAAACCAUUCAUCUCCAAGAGAAGGGCAUCCACGCAGAUCUACACGUCAAAAGCAUCAAGUUUCCUACAAGGAGAAUGUGAAAAACAAUGAUAAUGGCUUCUUGAAACCACGUGGUGAUGGUGAAAGUCAUGGCAAGACAACUAAAAUGAAUGAUCAGAAAGGUUUAGCUGCUGAACAUAAAGAAGGAAAACAGAAGCAACACUUGUAUUCUGAAAGAAAUGAGGAAACUAAGACGGAUAGGGGAAAAGAUGCAGUGGGAGGGUCAACACAGAUGGAUGGAAAUUCAGAGCAUUCUCCAGAUUCAACCUCCAAAGCAGAAAAUCAUCCUAAUGUUUAUGUCUAUCCUGAUGCAGAGUUCAAUGAUUUUUUCAAGGGCAAGAAUAAAGAAUGUUUUGCUGCUGGGCAGAUAUGGGGUAUUUAUGAUACAGCAGAAGGCAUGCCUAGAUUCUACGCUUUAAUCAGAAAAGUUUUGUCUCCUGGAUUCAAGCUGCAGAUAAUAUGGUUUGAAUCACAUCCGGAUUGCAAGGAUGAAAUCAACUGGGUAAAUGAGGAAUUGCCUGUUGCUUGUGGUAAAUAUAAACUUGGUGACACUGACAUCACUGAAGAUCAUCUAAUGUUCUCUCAUCUGGUUUUGUGUGAAAAAAUUAGCCGUAAUACUUUUAAAGUGUAUCCUAGAAAGGGCGAAACUUGGGCCCUUUUUAAAAAUUGGGAUAUUAAAUGGUACAUGGAUGUGAAAUCUCAUCAGCUGUAUGAAUAUGAGUUUGUUGAAAUCUUGACAGAUUAUGUUGAAGGUAAGGGUGUAUAUGUUGCAUACAUGGCUAAGUUGAAAGGUUUUGUAAGUCUCUUCCUUCGAAAUAUUAAUGAAGAAAACAAAUCAUUUCAAAUUCCACCACAGGAAUUAUUUAGAUUCUCUCACAGGGUUCCGUCCUUCAAAUUGACUGGUCAGGAAGGAGUGGGUGUACCAGCAGGAUCUUAUGAACUUGAUCCUGGAGCUUUGCCAGUGAAUCUUGAAGAGAUUGCUGUUCCUGAAAAUUCGGAUGUGAAGGUUGGUCGUAGUUCAUCUGGUGGUGAGAAUACAAGGCCUUCAAAUAGAUCAGAACCCCUUAUGACAUCUGAGGGAGAUGCAUCUAUUCCCAAGGUUAAUUUGGAAAGAAGCAAUUUGGCAACAGAGAACAAGGAUUCUGUUGAUGACAGUGAUAAUUGUUGUGCUCCUCCAGAAUCGAGCCCAGAAGCUAUCAAUGUUCCAGAUACUCAAUUCUUUGAUUUUGAUGGUGGGAGAGCCCUUGAAAAGUUUCAGAUUGGUCAGAUUUGGGCAUUUUACAGUGAUGAAGAUGGAUUGCCAAAAUAUUACGGUCAGAUUAAAAAGAUUGAGACAAGCCCAGAUCUUGAAUUGCAUGUUUACUGGCUUACUUGCUGCUGGCUACCAGAGAAUACCAUUAAAUGGGAAGACAAAGAUAUUCUUAUUUCCUGUGGCAGAUUUAAAGUUAAUGAAACACAUGAUUUUCUCAGUGUUUAUAGUACCACCUCUUGUGUUUCACAUCAAGUACAUGCCGAUGCUGUUGGUAAGAAUAAGAAUUAUGCCAUCUUUCCGAGGAAAGGUGACGUUUGGGCGUUAUAUAGAAAAUGGACAAAUAAAAUGAAAUGUUUUGAGAUGGAAAAUUGCGAGUAUGACAUAGUUGAAGUUGUUGAAGAAACUGAUCUGUUCAUAAAUGUAUUAGUUCUGGAGUUUGUUAGUGGGUAUACUUCAGUUUUCCGGGGCAAAUCAAAUGAAGGAUCAUCUGUCAAUCUAAGAAUACCCAGAAAAGAGUUGCUUAGGUUCUCCCACCAAAUCCCAGCUUUCAAACUGACAGAAGAGCAUGGCAAUCUUAAGGGCUUCUGGGAACUUGAUCCAGGUGCACUACCAAUGCAUUAUUAUGGCUUGAAAUGAAAGGCCAUGGGUGACUGAAUAGCCCAAUGUUUUUUUUUUUUUCAUUAGAUGGAGCUAGUGCUGGUAGUAACAUUUUGGUAUUGUGUUGGCUACCCCUAGGAAGUGUGAAUUGUUAGUGGUAGGCUGUGGAUUACUAACGGAAGUGAGGUUUACCAAGAACUCACUACUCAUCGGUGCAUUUACUUUAUAUAUAGCAGUCAUAUUAUCUUCCCUAAGUUAGAUAUCUUUCAAGUUGAAAAGACUGACUGCCAUGUAUGCCUCUUAAUGUACUUUGCUGGAACUUUCAGCCAUGGCAAAUAUAACACUUCUCCCUCUCUCUUCCCCCCUCCCUUUCUUCAACUAGGUUUUCUUUUCUGCGUUUUUCAAUGAAUGAGUUAAGUAUAUGUGAAAAGCAAAUGCAAUGCACAAUUAUGGAC
Glycine soja is the source of this 3531-nucleotide messenger RNA. RefSeq lists its product as uncharacterized. The transcript is spliced from 2 exons. Lineage: Eukaryota; Viridiplantae; Streptophyta; Magnoliopsida; Fabales; Fabaceae. The coding region runs from base 239 to 3115 and encodes 958 amino acids. The record is from RefSeq and is a predicted model, not a curated record.